Pseudonaja textilis is the source of this 656-nucleotide messenger RNA. It is a transcript of the gene RBIS, whose product is annotated as ribosomal biogenesis factor. The record is from RefSeq and is a predicted model, not a curated record. Gene Ontology annotation, cellular component: nucleolus. Gene Ontology annotation, biological process: ribosome biogenesis. Lineage: Eukaryota; Metazoa; Chordata; Lepidosauria; Squamata; Elapidae.
GCUUCGCCUCCACGUGGACCGGCUUCCGGAUGGCGUCUUGUGGAUUGCGUACGCCGUUGUCAAGAAGAGCCGAAGUCUAGAAGGACCCGGUUUGAACAUUGUCUCCCGCUCGGGUUUUCUCGCUUGCAGCUCCCUUUCUCUUCGGACAGAAUAAAAAGUCAUGGGCAAGAAUAAGGCAAAAGGAUUGAAACAAACCAAUGUAUUCCAUAUAGCCAAUAAAAAAAUAUUAAAGGCUAAAAGUAAAACAAAACCAGUGGCAACCAAUCUAAAAAAGAUAAAUAUUGUGAAUGAUGAAAAAGUUCACAAGAUAGACAAGGUAUUUACAGAAAUACAGAAAAAUGUUAAACAGUUAUCCAAAACUGUUCCAUCAGUUUCUUCAAAGAAACUUCAGAUUCCAAUGUCUCAGGAAGACAAACCGGCUAAUGUGGAUGCUGCUGCUAACUUAUUUUCUCAGUUGUAGCCCAAAUCAAUAUAGCGAUGUGAAAAUUACCGUACAUCUUUUGAUACAGAAUGGAAAACAUAGCUUUCAACACUGGAAAUCUAUUUGCCUAAGUGUAUACAAUAAUGUUGGAAGGAAUGACUGGUUUUAUAUAAUAAAUUAGAAAAACAAUCCUCCCCAAAGUGGCAGCAUUCAAGCAAUUGAAGAAAUAUUCCAA